Hippocampus comes (tiger tail seahorse) is the source of this 1081-nucleotide messenger RNA. RefSeq names its product dynactin 3 (p22) (gene dctn3). Lineage: Eukaryota; Metazoa; Chordata; Actinopteri; Syngnathiformes; Syngnathidae. The record is from RefSeq and is a predicted model, not a curated record. Gene Ontology annotation, cellular component: dynactin complex. The transcript is spliced from 7 exons. Gene Ontology annotation, biological process: cytoskeleton-dependent cytokinesis. Bases 84 to 647 code for a protein of 187 amino acids.
GUUGACGCACCUUAAAUACGUAAGCAAGCGAGGGCUGUUUGGGUGAUUUCGUUUGUCCGUCCAAUUAAAAAAAAGCUUCCAAAAUGGACAAGAAAGCGGCGGUUGAUAACGUGGAGGUGCGCCUUCAGGCACUGGAGAAUCGAAUAUAUGGAGACAGAGGGAAUAAAAGUUCGAAACCGUUAAAGUGUGCAGAGUCCUUAGCAAGAAUUCAGGCUGGCUUGACCAAUACAGCCAACAAGAGGGAGCGAGUGAAGAUCUUGCACAAGAAGAUUGAGGACCUGAUGAAGUACCUGGACCCCCAGUUCACCGACCACAUGGCUGUGCCUGACUCUAUGAAGCUGGAGUUCAUCCUUGCCGAGGAGGAUUUCCUGCUUUCCCAGGCUGCUUUGCUGGAGCAGGCCAGCAACCUACAACCACUGCUGGAGAGCACCUACAUUCGAGAUGUUCCUGAGCACACCACCAAGCUCCAACGUCUCUCCCAAAUUCACAUCAAACAGCAGGACCAGACAGAUGCUCAGUCCCUGGAAGUCAAGAAGCUUUUUGAGGAAUACAACAAAAUGAUGUUCCUGCUGUCCAAGCAGUUCACCCAGUGGGACGAGAGCCUGAGGAAGCUGGAGGAGGCCAAGGGCCUCCGGCCUGUAGAGUAACCCCCAUUCGUGAUGAUGAUGGUGAUGAUGAGGAGGAGGAUGGCGAUGGAGUGUGGCACGAACUUCAAUUUGUGUGGCUUUGUAACUGCACAAACUACAAAGCAGUUCUGGGAUUGUUGAGUUGCUAGGCUGGGGGGCAUGGACGGACAGAAGUCGCAUGACUGUUGAACACUCGUCUGGAGGAUUUUCCUCCUCUCGUGAGACAGCUCAGAGUCACCCUGCUCUUAUUUAUUUGCACACAUGCUACUCUCAUCGUAAAUUAGAUUUUCCAGCUUGUCUCCUGCGAGUUGAGUCAUCAGACUUUGAGCGCCUGACCUGUACUCAAGGUUUUUUCCUUUCCGCUUUGUCUCCUGACAUGAUAUCAAUGCCUCUGUGUUUGUUUCAAAAUGUCAAAACAUGACUGCAGGUAAUCUAAUAAAAAUGUUUUUAUUGGA